Molecule: messenger RNA, 1115 nt
Organism: Caenorhabditis angaria
Lineage: Eukaryota; Metazoa; Nematoda; Chromadorea; Rhabditida; Rhabditidae
Source: the annotation of a GenBank genome assembly
AUGGUAGUUGUUUGGGGAAAAGUGUCAACUUCAACAAGUUCCUAUAAUACCAAAACAUUGGCUCCGUACACUGCUUGUGUUGCAGCUUGUUAUAGUGAUGCUAAGUGCUUGGUGAGAGAAAUAUUUUCGAAACUUUUUUAUAAGAUUCAGUCAUAAAUGUAUUUUUAUUUGGAUUUUCCACAAAAAACUUUGAUGAAAUUGAAAUAAUUGCUAUUGAGCAUCUUUAAAUUUUUCUUGAGGAAAUGUCGAGAAUUUUGAAAAAGCCACUAAAAUUUUUUUAUGGAUUGAGAAAUGCCUGAAACAUGUGACUAGACUAUUUUUGAGGGCACUUUUUUCUUCAGUUCAUCCAACAUUCUGGAACAACUUGUGAUUUUUACUCUUAUGUCGAAGCUACCGUAGUCAGUUCAUCAUCAGGAGAACGAGUUGCAUUCAAGGUAAGAGUUGGCUCAACUUUGCAAUAUCACCCCAUUUUCAGACAAAUUCCACAUCGUGUUCCGAUUCACCAGAUCGCCUCUAUACAUCGACAAUCAAUAACUACAAAAUUCAACACGUCGGUGACACGUGGCAAUUGUUUAGUGCAACGGAAGAAGAGUUGAAAUCCUGCCCAACAAAUUGGUAUGAAUCAGCUCGAAAGGGAAGGAAGUGGUGUAUUCGAUUUUUUAGUGGAGAUGCCAUAAAUCAUACACAAGCUAUUGCGAAAUGUGCAGCAAUGGGGGCAAGUUUAACAGCAAUUGAGAGAACUGAAGAAAGUACUUACAUAAAUGGUUAGUUCUGAAAGGAAGUAAUAUGUGAAACAUUCUUAAGAAUAAUUUUCAGUUCAAGUUUAUGCUCUCGAACCAUUAAGCUCACUGAUUCAUCUCGAUGGAAUUAUGAAUGAAAAUUGUGCUCCAUUAGUAAAUAAAGGAAAUCCAGGAUCAGCUUGCACAUUUCCAAAUGGUUGGACUUUCACAGAUAAAUACUUUUCGGAUGUCACCUAUAUUUGGUUUGAUUAUCAACCAGAUGCACAUUUAACAAAUGGAGUUUAUCAGAGAUGUAUGAUGAAAUGGUAUUGGCCUGGAAAUCGUCACGACGGACUUUAUGAUGAUUAUGAGCAAGUUUUUGUUGUUAUUUCGUAG